GAGGAGCAAAGAUGGCGGUCCUGGCCUAUAGCCUGGGCAAACGCGAAAUAAAUCAACAUUUCACCAUUAAAAAUGCCAAAUUAAUAUCGCUAGUAGUCGUUAUUUUACUCCUUGUGUUUCACACAGCUUCGCGAUAUUAUGGAGGUGGAGACUCAUGUGAAUGGCUGCUGUCCAGAGGACGUUACUUGGGGGAGAAUGUAUGGCAGCCUUAUGGCUGUAUGAUGCACAAAUACAAAAGCAUUGAAGCCAAAACAUGCCUUGCUGAAAAGCGGGUGGCCUUUGUUGGUGAUUCACGAAUCAGGCAGCUAUUUUACUCCUUCAUCAAAAUUAUUGACCCUGAGCGAAGAGAAGAAGGAAACAAGCAUGAGGACAUUUCCUUUGAAGAAGAGAGUUCUGCUGUGAAUGUGGACUUCCUUUGGUAUCCAGAGGCAAAUAAUUCGAUGAAGGAGCGCUUGAUAUCAUGGACACAUGAAGCUUCAGCUAAGCCAGAUGUUGUCAUCCUUGGAGCUGCCACAUGGUCCAUCAAGUUGCACAGUGGCAGCAGCGAGACCCUGCAGCAGUACAAAGUCAACCUGACAGCCAUUGCUGUGCAUCUAGAGAGGCUGGCUGACCAUGGAGAGGUCUACUGGGUACUGCAAGACCCAGUAAAUGAGGAGGUGUUGAGUGAGAACAGGAAAAUGAUCACCAACCAGCAGCUGGAGCUGUACAAUGAAGCAGCAGCAGAUGUGCUCAACAGCAGCAAGCGUAACGGCAGGUCCAGGGUCAAGCUGUUGGCCGCGUCGCGUCAGGCGGCACUGGAAACGAUCACCCUGUCAGACGAUGGCUUGCACCUGCCUGAGAGCACCAGGAACGUGGGGGCCAUGGUCCUCAUGAACUCUGUGUGCAACAAGCUACUGAGGCCCAUAGAUGGAUCCUGCUGCCAAACGUUACCACCCCCAAACUUCCUCCAGAAAUUGUCAGCGUGUUUCUUCCUGGGCUCAGCCCUGGUCUUCCUGAUCCUCCACGUCCUUGGCAACAACCGCCACCGCCGACCUGUGCCCCCUGAUGUGGAGAGCCUAGAGGAGAAGAAGCCAGCGACUGCAGCUGUCCCCUUGGGCCCGAAGGCGCCCUUCCAGGCGCUCUGCAGGAUGGGCAUCAUCAUGGGCUAUUUUUACCUUUGUGAUAGAGCAGAUGUCUUCAUGAAAGAGCAGAAGUUCUACACACACUCCACAUUCUUCAUCCCUCUCAUCUAUAUAUUUGUCUUGGGAGUGUUUUACAGUGAGAACAGCAAGGAGACCAAAUUACUCAACCGAGAGCAGACAGAUGAGUGGAAAGGCUGGAUGCAGCUUGUCAUCCUCAUCUAUCACAUAUCUGGUGCUAGCGCUUUCAUUCCAGUGUACAUGCACGUGCGGGUGCUGGUGGCAGCGUACCUUUUUCAGACUGGCUAUGGACACUUUUCCUUUUUCUGGCUCAAAGGAGACUUUGGACUGUAUAGAGUGUGCCAGGUGCUUUUCCGUCUAAACUUCCUGGUCUUGGUGCUGUGUGUGGUGAUGGACAGACCCUAUCAAUUCUAUUAUUUUGUCCCACUGGUCACCUUCUGGUUUGUCGUCAUCUACGCUACACUGGCCAUGUGGCCUCAGAUCCUGCAGAAGAAAGCCAACAGUAGCGGUAUAUGGCACCUCGGGGUCCUGGCAAAACUACUUGGUCUCCUUCUGUUCAUAUGCUUCUUUGCCUUUUCACAGGGUUUCUUUGAGAGCAUCUUCUCCAUGUGGCCCAUCUCCAAGCUCUUUGAGCUGAACGGAAGCAUCCACGAGUGGUGGUUCAGAUGGAAGCUGGACCGAUUUGCGGUGAUACACGGCAUGUUAUUUGCUUUCAUCUAUCUGGUGCUGCAGAAGCGCCAGGUGCUGUCAGAGGGCAAAGGAGAAGCUCUCUUCUCUGUCAAGAUUUCCAACCUGCUCCUCUUCCUCUCUGUUGUCUCCUUCAUAACUUACUCAAUAUGGGCCAGCAGCUGCAAAACCAAAACAGAGUGCAACGAGAUGCAUCCUUACAUCUCUGUGGUCCAGAUUUUGGCCUUUAUUCUCAUCAGGAACAUUCCUGGCUACGCCCGCUCUAUAUAUAGCUCUUUCUUUGCAUGGUUUGGAAAGAUCUCCUUGGAGCUGUUCAUAUGCCAGUAUCACAUUUGGCUGGCAGCAGACACCAAGGGAAUUUUGGUCCUGAUUCCAGGAAACCCUUCACUAAACAUCAUGCUCAGCACCUUCAUCUUUGUUUGUGUGGCUCAUGAGAUUUCCCUCAUCACCAAUGACUUGGCCCAGGUGGUUAUCCCCAAAGACAGCGUGGCCCUGCUCAAGAGACUGGGGGCUGUGGGGCUCUUCAGUCUGAUUGUACUGCUGCUAGCCAGAGGCAGCCAGCCCACACCCGGUGCCUGAUGGACACCUCUUUAUUGGGGGGCACAAAAGACUCGCUAAGCCCCUGCUGAGAUUGAAGUAAGGUACAGAUCCAAGCCAGGAGCAGGCCCGGGGUUUGAGGCUACUGGCGGCCACAGGCGACAAUAAGGAACCCACGGGAGAUCACCGCUGGCCAUGUUUGAGCAGAGUCUGUACUUUUUGACUGCUGUGAAAGUCGCACACUGAAGAAAAGAAAAAUGCCCAGAAAAGAGGACAUUGCUCCUUUUAAGUGCAAAUGGUAAGAGAAAAAAGAACAAUAACGCUCGAAAUGUUUACAUUAUCUGGAUUCAACAUAGGAGAAACUUGGAGAUGUGGAGUUUAAUUUAAAACAAAAAGAGGUCCUCUCAUUUCAACGCCUCGUGCUUGCUGUGUGAAUUUUUGCAGCGUUGCUUCUAUUUAGCCAAACACACAAAUAGGAAGUUUAUUUUGUCACAUACAGUACUUCCUGUCAUUACUUCAAUUUGGAAGAGACCACUGGGCACACACUCCGUCCACAUGGCAGUAGCAGCUGAAGGUAUUUUCACUCAGGUGGAUCCAUAACCUACAUAUUCAGAUAUCUACUCUUUUACGAUAACAUGUUCAAUUGUGCUGCAGUUUAUUAUCAGCAUUACUUUGUACAGUAUUUCUGGUGACUUUAGAACAGUGUUAGAUAUCUAAAUAUGCAAAAUAUGGACCAGCAACUAGUUUGGGUGAUC
Seriola dumerili (greater amberjack) is the source of this 3118-nucleotide messenger RNA. RefSeq names its product CAS1 domain containing 1 (gene casd1). The transcript has 18 exons. The coding region runs from base 12 to 2405 and encodes 797 amino acids. Gene Ontology annotation, cellular component: Golgi membrane. The record is from RefSeq and is a predicted model, not a curated record. Gene Ontology annotation, molecular function: N-acetylneuraminate 9-O-acetyltransferase activity. NCBI's taxonomy places the organism in Eukaryota, Metazoa, Chordata, Actinopteri, Carangiformes, Carangidae.